This is a messenger RNA of Jaculus jaculus (lesser Egyptian jerboa), 2136 nucleotides long. It is a transcript of the gene Six2, whose product is annotated as SIX homeobox 2. Gene Ontology annotation, biological process: regulation of transcription by RNA polymerase II; kidney development. NCBI's taxonomy places the organism in Eukaryota, Metazoa, Chordata, Mammalia, Rodentia, Dipodidae. The transcript is spliced from 2 exons. Gene Ontology annotation, cellular component: transcription regulator complex; nucleus. Gene Ontology annotation, molecular function: RNA polymerase II cis-regulatory region sequence-specific DNA binding; DNA-binding transcription factor activity, RNA polymerase II-specific. Bases 238 to 1140 code for a protein of 300 amino acids. The record is from RefSeq and is a predicted model, not a curated record.
GCUGCGCGGCGGGACCCGUGGCCGGCUCGAGGCCGUGGUGCAGUGACUCGGGAGUCUGAUUCCCCUCCCUCCGGGAAGGUGUAGGGUGGUAACCCGCCCUUGCCUGUCUGUCUGUAGGCCCGGGACUGGCCGGUAACUUCGUGGAGACCCAUGCGGGACGGAGCGGCGCGGUGAGGGCGCGCGCGCGCGCGCGCGCGCGUGGACGGGGAGCAUCCGAGGGGUGCGCAUCCCGGCACCAUGUCCAUGCUGCCCACGUUCGGCUUCACGCAGGAGCAAGUGGCGUGCGUGUGCGAGGUGCUGCAGCAGGGCGGUAACAUCGAGCGGCUGGGCCGCUUCCUGUGGUCCCUGCCCGCCUGCGAACACCUCCACAAAAAUGAGAGCGUGCUCAAAGCCAAGGCCGUGGUGGCCUUCCACCGGGGCAACUUCCGCGAGCUCUACAAGAUCCUGGAGAGCCACCAGUUCUCGCCGCACAACCACGCCAAGCUGCAGCAGCUCUGGCUCAAGGCUCACUACAUCGAGGCCGAGAAGCUGCGCGGCCGGCCCCUGGGCGCCGUGGGCAAGUACCGCGUGCGCCGUAAGUUCCCGCUGCCCCGCUCCAUCUGGGACGGCGAGGAGACCAGCUACUGCUUCAAGGAGAAGAGCCGCAGCGUGCUGCGCGAAUGGUACGCGCACAACCCCUACCCGUCCCCGCGCGAGAAGCGCGAGCUGGCCGAAGCCACGGGCCUCACCACCACGCAGGUCAGCAACUGGUUCAAGAACCGGCGACAGCGAGACCGGGCGGCCGAGGCCAAAGAAAGGGAAAACAGCGAGAACUCCAAUUCCAGCAGCCAUAACCCCCUGGCGUCCUCCCUCAACGGCAGCGGCAAGUCUGUGCUAGGCAGCUCCGAGGACGAGAAGACGCCGUCGGGGACUCCAGACCACUCUGUGUCCAGCCCGGCCCUGCUGCUCAGCCCACCACCGCCUCCUGGGCUCCCCUCCCUGCACAGCCUGGGCCACCCGCAGGGACCCAGCGCGGUCCCCGUGCCCGUGCCCGGGCAGGGUGGUGGAGGUGGUGGCGGAGACCCUCUGCAGCAUCACCACAGCCUACAGGACUCCAUCCUCAACCCGAUGUCGGCCAACCUCGUGGAUUUGGGCUCCUAGAGCUCCGUGGGGGGGACUCCGGGGCACUUGUCCUGCAGGCCCAGCGCCCGAGGAGGCCCAAGAGAGACCAGAGAGAGAGAGAGAGAGAGAGAGAGAGAGAGAGAGAGGUGCGUGCAGGUACUGAAAGACGGACCCACCCGGCAGAGACACCCGGAUAGGACUAAAGCGCACGGCUGUUUGCUUGGGGCACUUUUGCAGAAUUUAUUUUCAACAAGUUGUUUGAGAUCUUUCGGAGGCCAGGGACCGUGUCUUGAGCCAGGCAAGGGAAUAAAUUAUAUUCCAUUCCCAAUCUCUUAACCCCCCCCCUUCCCUGUGCGCAUUUUCUCCCUCUCUCUCUCUCUCUCUUUUUCCCCCUCAGUUCUCCCCUUCUCUUCCCUUUCUCUUUCCUCUCUUUCACUGCUUUUGCUUUAACCCUUUCUCUUUCUUUUCUCCCCUUCUGGCUUUCCCUCCUUUUUGUUUCCCUUUGGAUUUCUGGAUCGCUGUCGGUUUCGCUCCCAGCAGCGUCUUUCGCUCUGUCCUGACCUCUCAAGUGUGUAACGCCAGUCUCAGUCGUUCUUCAUUCUGGAUCGUCUUUUUGCACUCCCCCACCCCUAUCCCUCCCUUUCUGCGAGUGUUGGAAGGAGGGGGAGGAGGACAGUCAGAGCCUUGGAACUACCUUGGCCCGCUCCGAAGGCUGCGUCCCCAGAAGGUCCCUUACCUCCGCUGACGUCAGCCGCAGGUGUCAGCUUUUUUUUUUUUUUUUUUGACAAAUCAGUGAAUGAGAAAGGGUUGCAUCCCAGCAACCCCAGGACAGCUCUCCCUCCCCCCCCCCUUCUCCCUUUCUUUCCCCUCCUCCUUGCCUCCGGCUCUCCUCCUUCUCCGCCUGCUCCAGGAACUUGCCGUUUCCCUGUUCAUACCUUCAUGUGAAUGUUCAUCGGAAGAUAUUUCUGCUUUUAUUUUAUAAUAAAAUUAGAAACCAUAAAUAUAUAUAUAUAUAUAUAUGGAUAUAUGCCACGA